Molecule: messenger RNA, 2212 nt
Organism: Ananas comosus (pineapple)
Lineage: Eukaryota; Viridiplantae; Streptophyta; Magnoliopsida; Poales; Bromeliaceae
Product: beta-(1,2)-xylosyltransferase
Exons: 3
Coding region: 137-1672 (511 amino acids)
Molecular function (GO): glycosyltransferase activity
Source: RefSeq, a predicted model, not a curated record
CUUUUUCAUAGUUUAUUGAUCGCAUCGGUCUACGUCGACUAGUUGUCGUUGAGAGACCAUUUUCUUCUCCGACGCAUCUCCUCCGCCGUCGCCGGCGUUCUCUCUCUCUCUCUCUCUAAUCGAACCUUGGAGAACAAUGGGUCGUCGACAACGCGCGCUCCUCGUUCGCACCCUCCUCUUCCUCUUCGCCCUCAACACAGUCUCCGUCGUACUCUACUUCCUCCUCCACCCCCGUCCCCACCCAUCCACACCCCUCCUCCAAACCCUAGAAACCCUAACAACCGCCCCCCCUCCCCCCCGCUCCUCCUCCUCCCUUAAACCCUGGCCCUCCCUCCCUUCCUUUCUCCCAUGGCGCCCCUCUCCUCCCCUUCCCGUGCGCUCCUGCGAGGCCUACUUCGGCCAUGGCUUCUCCCGCCGCGUCGACGUCUUCGCCCGAGGCGACGGCGGCGGCGGCGGAUGGUUCCGGUGCCACCACAGCAAGACCUUGUCCAGCUCGAUCUGUGAGGGCGGGGGUCUGAGGAUGGAUCCGACCAGAAUCCUGAUGUCGGAGGGUGGGGAGAGGCUGGAUAAGGUGAUAGGGCGCGGCGAGGAGGACGAGCUCCCCAAGUACGAGCCCGGGGCGUUCCGGAUCGAGCGAGGGGAGGGAGGGGAUGCGGCGGCCCCCGCAGAUGGUAGGCUCGUUGAUGAGGCGUUUCUCGAUCUAUACAUACCGAAAGGGGCGAUUCAGAUGCACACGAUGCGGGCGCUCGUGGAAUCCGUGCGAGUAGUUGGCCGCGGCGAGCUCGAAUGCUCUCAGUGGAUUGAUGAACCAACCCUUUUGGUGACUCGUUUUGAAUAUGCAAACCUUUUCCACACAGUAACUGAUUGGUAUAACGCCUAUGUCAGUUCUAGAGUUGCAGACUUACCUGGACGGCCUAAUUUGGUGUUUAUUGAUGGGCAUUGCAAGGCCCCAUUGGAAGAGACUUGGGAAGCACUCUUUUCAAGCGUUAGAUAUGCCAAAAACUUCUCUGGUCCCGUCUGUUUUCGUCAUGCCAUCCUUUCUCCCUUAGGUUACGAGACUGCUCUCUUUAAAGGCCUAACAGAGAGCUUCAGCUGUCAAGGUGCCUCAGCCGACACCCUCCGGCAAAAUCCAAAUUAUCAGAAAACAGCUAGAUUAUCUGAAUUUGGUGAGAUGCUCAUAGCAGCAUUUGGCCUUUUAGAAAACCGAGAGUUACCAAUGAAAAAGAUAUCAAAAGUGCAAAAUGUUCUCUUUAUACGCCGUGAAGAUUACUUAGCCCACCCACGCCAUAGUGGGAAGGUCGAGUCCCGGCUAAGUAAUGAGCAGGAAGUUUUUGAUGCAACCAAGAAUUGGGCAAAGGACCAGAAGAAAUGCAGAAUAAAUGUUGUAAAUGGUCUUUUUGCUCACAUGCAUAUGAAGGAGCAGCUUCUUGCUGUCCGAGAAGCUUCCGUUGUGAUAGGAGCUCAUGGAGCUGGGCUAACUCACUUGGUGGUGGCGACUCCGGAUACGAUAGUCCUUGAGAUCAUCAGUAGCAUGUAUAGGCGCCCGCACUUUUCUUUGAUCUCGCAGUGGAAGGGUUUAGAGUAUCAUGCUAUCAAUCUUGCCGGAUCAUAUGCGAGGCCUGAUGAGGUUGUUGCUGAGCUGAGCAGAAUAAUGGAAAGCCUUGGAUGCUAAAAAGAAAAGAGGAAGUGCCACCUUCUUAUCAAGCAUGGAAAAAUUUGAUAUGGCACAGAGUUUGUAAGCUAAAACUAAAGUCCGAUUUGUCUAUUCUGGAAACUCAUACUUUGACUACGUGCUCAUUGGAUAGGAAAACUUUGCAUGUUGCAUGCCGAGUGACAUAGAUUUUUGGUGACUAUUUCAGUCUAAGAACAGGAGACCACCGCAUAAUCAGGUAUACUGAAGUAGGGAGGUUUUCGGAACUGCCCUAAUUUAUACAUUCUGCAAUGCAGAAGGUUGAGUUUAUGCUGGUGGAGAAAAACUCUUUUAUUGUUUCUUUUAUGGGAGAUAGUUGGUACCCAUGGUAAUAGCAUGAUAGCAGCUGUCCAAUCUAAGGGAAUUAUAGAUUGUUUAUUUGUUGAGACACUGUAGAUAAAGAGAAGCACUUGUUUUGUCAAUAUUUUUUAUUUGUGUUUGAUGUCGAAGGCAGUGAUUUCAUACGUCUACUGUUUUCAGCUAUCCUCUUGAUUAUUUGAAUUAUUAUUAUUUGCUUGCUGA